AUGACACUAUUCAUUGGGUAUCCGCUUUCACGUGCACAAAAAAGGAAACUUGAACGAAAUGCAGCCAACGCAACUAAAACUUUGCGACCAUUGAAUUCAUUUUUUCAUUAUCGUGGUGAUGUUCAACCGGUACUUCGUAAACAGUAUCCUACUAUGAAUGAACGACUUAUCUCCAAACUGGUCAGCAUAAGUUGGAAAAAAGCUUCGGCUGAAGUUAAACAAAAGUACACGGAGAAAGCAGCUCGGGCAGCAAUUGAGCAUAGAAAACGUCAUCCAGAAUACGUGUUUCGACCAAGGCGAACGAAACCAUUGAAUCCUAAAAGAAUUUCGGUGCGUUUUGGACCAACUUUCAGCGUUAAUUCCUCGACACCAUUAAAAGUUGAAGAUGUUCAAGCGCCAGUAGGUAAUCAAAUCAAUGAUCUAUCAAAGAACAAUUGUGGACGACCAUUUAUGCUAAUUCAAUAUAUUCCACAAGAAAAUGAAAACAAGCUACUUGAAGAAUGCGUUGUCUCGAUUAAUGAUUGUUCUCAAACUACAGUAAAAUUUUCAAAAAUCGAAGACACGAAAAUAUUACUUGAAAAAGAUUCACCAGACUCUACAGAUGUAUUAUCAAAUUACACAAGUGCUACUAACGAUCAAGAAAUAAUGACGGAUCCUUUUGAGCAAGGAAAAUGGAAUCAAAAGGCAGCAGAUGAAAUGAUUAAAUUUCAUCUGACAGGAGAAAUCGAUAAUAAUUUAUUAGAAACUAAUUUCGAUAUUCCUAUUCGUAAUGCAUUUUGA
This is a messenger RNA of Ambispora gerdemannii, 780 nucleotides long. The record is from the annotation of a GenBank genome assembly. Lineage: Eukaryota; Fungi; Glomeromycota; Glomeromycetes; Archaeosporales; Ambisporaceae.